This is a messenger RNA of Synchiropus splendidus (mandarinfish), 2273 nucleotides long. It is a transcript of the gene arl8, whose product is annotated as ADP-ribosylation factor-like 8. Gene Ontology annotation, biological process: intracellular protein transport; protein localization to Golgi membrane; vesicle-mediated transport. Gene Ontology annotation, cellular component: trans-Golgi network; cytoplasm. The coding region runs from base 304 to 843 and encodes 179 amino acids. Gene Ontology annotation, molecular function: GTP binding; GTPase activity. Lineage: Eukaryota; Metazoa; Chordata; Actinopteri; Syngnathiformes; Callionymidae. The record is from RefSeq and is a predicted model, not a curated record. The transcript is spliced from 6 exons.
AGUUGGGAGCAGUAACGAGGUGAAUCCUUGCUUUGCGGCGGCAUCAUCGACUCAUCGAGUGACCUCCCGGACACAAUCGGAAGCUCCAUUCACCCUUUUCUACUCCGUCAUUGGCGCGUUACAUGCCACAAGUCGCAUGGAUUCAGCGCUGAAAAGGUUGGCGAGGUGUUCCAGGGACGAUAGCUCAUCCAGCUAAUGUUAGCUAUAGCCGCAGCUUCAGCAGCGAGGAGCUGAGUGUUGGAGUUCGCUUCUGUUGUCUGUUCGACUGACCCACAGACUCGCCACAGUCUCCACUGGCACAAUAUGGGCCUCAUAUUCGCCAAGCUGUGGAGCUUUUUCUGCAACCAAGAGCACAAGGUGAUAAUCGUGGGACUUGACAAUGCAGGGAAGACCACUAUCCUCUACCAGUUCCUGAUGAACGAGGUGGUCCACACGUCCCCUACCAUCGGCAGCAACGUGGAGGAGAUUGUUGUGAAGAACACCCAUUUCCUGAUGUGGGACAUCGGAGGUCAGGAGUCUCUGCGCUCCUCCUGGAACACGUACUACUCUAACACGGAGUUUGUCAUCCUGGUGGUGGACAGCACGGACCGGGAGCGACUAGCCAUCUCUAAAGAGGAGCUCUACAGGAUGCUGGCUCAUGAGGACCUGCGGAAAGCCGCCGUCUUGAUCUUCGCCAAUAAGCAGGACAUGAAGGACUGUAUGUCUGCAGCUGAAAUCUCCAAAUACCUCACUCUGAGCUCCAUCAAAGACCAUCCGUGGCACAUCCAGUCCUGCUGCGCACUGACAGGAGAGGGCUUGUGUCAAGGUCUGGAGUGGAUGACCGCCCGGGCCGGACUCAGAUAGCCCCCACCCACCCUCUCAGCGCCUCGCCUGGCUGAACUACCUAAAGUGACCACACGGUGGCUCCACAGCUCAUCUGACAGGACUUGUACAUUUUAACUGGAGCUUUGGCGCAACGCUUUGACCUGACGCCUCAGACAGAGCGAUUCCGCCGAUCAGGAGGAAAGUGACGACUCAGCAGCACUGGGUGGACUUCACAUAUCAUGAUACAUUUAGUGCCAUGAAUGCCACACGGGGGACCUUUGUGGUCAGAUGUGGUGCAACCUUUUAGAUUGUACUUUUUAAUUUUCUUUUUUUUUUGUUUAAGUUGAGGUCAAAUCUGAAGGAUGGAGACCACUCAGUAUUGUCAAGGUGACUCUGCACGGCAGCAGGCUCUGCAGAGCUUCUCAAGUGCUCAUGUGUCAGGUUCUCGUGUUCGACAGCUGUUACACUUCCUCAUAAGCUACUUCGCUGGUGUUUCUCACGUUAUUUUCGGCUGCAAAUCUUCGGCACUAUUGUUUUGCUUUUUGUUUUUUUAAACCCUAAAGUUCUCAAAACGGUUCACUAUUUCUGUUGAAGUAAUUGGUGAACAUUUCUUCAAGUAAGCAGCUCAGCAGCGGGUUUUUUUUCCCCUCAACACCGUUAAUGACACUAAGUUGUUUAUCAUGAACUUACACUAAACAGAAGGUGCUUUACUUGACUGUAACAUUUCAUGUCACAUUUUUAAACAAGGACCAGAGCAGAAUAACACGUUGGGUCUAUUCAAGACUGGAGAAAAAAAGGCAGGUGCCAGGUGGUUUACAAUAUUUUUAUACUUCUAAUGCCUCCAUAGAACCUUUCCUGUGUCAUUUAAAUAUUAUUGCUUUAUUUUCCUCCAAAUAUUUUUAUAUUCUUUGUGAUCAUGUUCAUUUUUUAUUUUUUUUUGCUUAUCAAACUUUGAAGUUUUUCACUUGAAGAUGCUCACCAGUGACCACGUACGUACUUUUGCUGGUCUUUAUACGCUGUUGAAGCAAAACCUGUAAAUGUUUAAAGGUGACUUGAUAUUUCAGCAAAUCUUGACCCUGAGCCUUAACAGCCAUGUUGUUUGAGGCGUGUGUGUAUGAAAUGUUUUUACUCGAUUUUGGAAAUCCUGUGGCGCAAUCUAUGCAUGGAUCAGUUUAAACCCUUUUUACCAUACAGACCAGACUUCAAAGUGGUUCAUUCAACAGUCAGCUACAAUCCUCGUGUUCACGGACGCGAGCUGGAAUUUUUUUUUUUUGUACCUUGAAAACCAACUACUUUUAAACACUUCUAAAAGGGACGUGAUGAUCUUGUCAGUGGUGAUGUGCCGUCUACAUCAUGUUCUGCAUUAAAUUUAUUAGGAGGAUGCUUUUUCGACGGCGUUGGUUUGUCUGCGUCCAAAAUAACCUGACAAGUUUAUCAGGCAAUAUAUGUGAAAUGGAUCAUGGGACAUA